CACACUGUUGCGUUUCGUUGACAGAGCCGGUUGUGUGCGCUGUAUCGGAGAUUUGUUUUUUUAGUUUUCGUGCGUAUUCAACCACUUGUUUCUUUAGCGAUCGGUGACUACAAGUGUUUUACGUUUUGAUAAAUAAGCUGAAACUUGUAUUUUACAUUUAGAACCAUAGUUUAGGAUAGUUCAUUAACAGAUUGAUAUAGAAUCGGGUGAAAUUUAUGCCAAGUGAAGUCCAGAUGUUAGAGCGAGCGACAAUAACCUCGUUUUAUGUCAACAAAUAAUAAUAAACAGUGAUUGGGACAAGUUAUAGUUGCCGAUCCGGACAAAAGUGAUGAAUUAAACAAUACUCAGAACUGGAUGUAUUGCUUGAGAAUGGCUUCGUGUGCCUUCGGAACGUGAAUAUCGUGGAGGCUUCACCCACAUAACGUUUAUGCUUCAAGUAAUUCAAGAUGGGACCCCUUAUAUACAAGGUAACGGCUCUGGUACUCCUCGGAUCGGUGUGUAAAGGAGAUUUGCCAGAAGAUGACUUCAGGAUAAUCAAUAGACAAGAUUUGCUGGCGUUCGAUUCCGAUAUAUUCGAAGAUAACAACACUAAAUCAUUUUCGCAACUGCUUUUCGAUGUUGCAAGGGACCAGCUGAUCGUGGGCGCAAGGGAUGCCCUCUAUCGAUUAUCGUUACGAGGUUUACGUGAACUGGAGCGUGCUGAUUGGCCAGCUCCUGUCGAGAAGACGAGGCUCUGUCAAAUGAAGGGUCAAACGGAAGAUGAUUGCCACAAUUACAUUAAAGUUCUGCUGUCGUACGGACACAAGUUGUUUGCGUGUGGGACAAAUGCGUUCAGCCCUAGCUGCAGUUGGCGUGAGAUUGAGUCUUUGAAUACGAUAUCGGAGCAAACGUCAGGGGUGGCCCAUUGCCCUUAUAAUCCUCAUUCAAAUGUGACCGCAAUACUUGCUGCAAACGGAGAAUAUUAUGCCGGCACACCAACUGACUUCAGCAGUUCCGAUCCGGCUAUUUGCAGGAGUCGCGGUGCCUCUCCUACGAAUUCGGUGACACUUCGCACGACGCAGUAUGAUUACAACUGGCUGAACGAACCCCAGUUCGUCGGGAGCUUCGAAGACGAUAAUUUCGUGUACUUUGUAUACAGGGAGGUGGCCGUUGAAUAUAUGAAUUGUGGGAAGAUUAUAUACUCCCGUAUUGCUCGCAUCUGCAAGAACGAUGCCGGCGGCUUUCUGAUGAUGAAAGACAAAUGGAGUACAUUUCUGAGGGCUCGUCUGAAGUGUCCGGUGUCCGGUGAAGUGCCCUUCUACUACGAUGAAGUUCAGAGCGUUGAAUACCUGGCCCAGGAAAAGAUCCUUGUGGCAACUUUCACUACUCCUAGCAACAGCAUAAUAGGUAGCGCCGUCUGUGUGUACAACAUGUCUGACGUUCACGCAGCUUUCGACGGUCCUUACAAAGUGCAGGCCACAUCGACUUCGCUUUGGGAGCAACGGUCACCGUCGAAGCAGGCGAAGGACCACUUCAAGUGUGUGCCCGAUUCUAGUGCUCGCCAAGCAAUAGAAUACCAUCGUUACAAUUUAAUGUACGAAUCAGUACUGCCUGUAUCCGGCGAGCCCAUCUACAGAAUGACUUCGGAACGAUUCACUCACGUCACAGUCGACGUGACAGCCGCCAAACACAUUGAACGGCAAUUAGUAGUUUUUGUGGCAACACUGAGCGGUUUCGUGCUGAAGUUGGCGGUGUUGCCGAGGUUGGAUGGCUCGUGUUUGGUAGAAAAAUGGAAUUUGAAGGACGAAAAAGGAGGUUUUGAUGUUAAAACUAUGCAGUUCGUUAAGGACACGAUGUCAGUAUACAUCGGAAGCGACACGGGCGUUGUGCGUAUCAGCAGCGAGCGUUGUUCCCGGUACAAGAGUCGAUCCGGCUGUAUAUCCGCAACUGACCCGCAUUGCGGCUGGGACGACGCCAGGGAGCGUUGCGUACGGGCCGUUGACCAUUUACACGACCAUAGCUUCGUGCAAUCCACCGCUACUUGUCCCACGUCUAAUUCACCAGUGGACGGUGGCUGGUCGUCGUGGUCCGAAUGGGAACAGUGCAUGCAAGACGGAACCACGCACGCGCUGUACGAGGAUGAGAAGCCGGAUAUGUGCAUGUGCAGGACGCGACGGUGCAACAACCCGAAGCCAGCACACGGCGGCCAGGGUUGUAAAGGAGCCAGCAUAUCAGUGACGAACUGCACGGUGCACGGCGGCUGGUCGGGCUGGUCCUCGUGGUCCGAGUGCUCGGCGUCGUGCGGCAUCGCGGUCAAGUCACGGCGACGCACGUGCUCGUCUCCGGAGCCCAAGUUCGGAGGCCGCGUGUGCGUCGGAUUGGAUGUCGAUGAUAUAUUCUGUUCGAAUCUGCCUCCUUGUCCAGAUCCAAAUCUAGUACCGGUCGAUGGUGGCUGGUCAGCUUGGAGCCAAUGGUCGCAGUGUACCAGUGCUGGGGGUCCCGGCUGCGGUCCGGCGGCCGGUUGGAGAGAACGGAAGCGAACGUGCACCAACCCCGCGCCUAAGCAUGGCGGCAUCGACUGUGAAGGUUUCAAGGUUGAGAAGCAAGUCUGCGAUAUGAAACCAUGCGAGGUCAGGAAGGCCACAGCUUGGACCCCUUGGGUGCAGAUACCCGGUAAUUUAUCAGACGGCAGUUAUACAGAGAAACGAUUCAAAUUUUUGUGUAAGGCGCCGUCACCAGACCAAAUAAAACUGUCGAUAGCUCGUGAAGAAGAAAGGUAUUGCAAUGCUCGCGGUAUAUGCAGUAACAAUCCUCCAGAAGAAGAAUCAGGGUGGGAAGAGUGGGGGCCCUGGGAAGCUUGUUCGGCGAACUGUGGUGGUGGACAACAGGCCCGGACUAGGAAAUGUCGACGGCCACCCUGCGUCGGUUCUGCUGAAAUGUUAAGGGCUUGCAAUACUCAUGCUUGCUCAGGCGAAUGGUCUUGUUGGAGCGAAUGGAGCGAUUGCAGCGGGAAAUGUUCAGACAGCGCUCCCGGACAUCGAACCCGGACCCGGAUGUGUCUCUCGCCGGACGGCUGUGCCGACGCCGGAGCCGCACUCGAACGACGGCUAUGCGUCUCCAACUGUGCUGACACGGAGGCGGGGUGGGGCGAGUGGGGAGCGUGGGGUGGGUGCGCGGGGGGAGAGCGCGUGCGGCGGCGGGAGUGUGCGCGGGGCGCGUGCGCCGGACCACAGCUACAGGCCGCGCGUUGUACCGACGACAACGACGAUAUGGAUAACGAAUUGUACGCGAUGCCGGCGUACAGCCAGUUCGAUGAGGUGGCUUCGUUUGUAUCAAUGCCAAACGAGACCCUCAGCGUCGGGAGCAUCGUCGGCUGUGUUAUCGCUGCCUUUGUUAUGGGCUGUCUACUCUGCUUGUCCCUUGUCAUAUUCUGCCAGCGCCGCGGCACGAGGAUGCCAUGGAAGAAACAGCAUAGAGUUCCGUCAAGUCCUCACUACAUCACAGCUAAACAAAACAGCUAUGUGACCGUGCCUUUAAAGGAAGUGCCUCGUAAAGCAAAACGCCAGCCAUCUUUUACUGGUAUCGGAGGAGGCAGUGGGAUUGUACUAUCAAAGAGCAACAACAUAUCGAAUGCUAAUAACCACAAUAAUUCAGUUGCGACGCCCAAGCUUUACCCUAAGGCUAUAGCAAAUGAAUACGAUUCCAUGGGAACGAUAAGGAGGCACUCAAAUCAACCGAACAACAAAAAUAAUUUGGAUGUCGAAGAGGAUAGAUUUUAUUAAAAAUGUGUUUUGUAUGUGCGAAAUUAAUUUAAAAGUACCCUCAUUCAAGAAAUUUGUGUUAUAAUAAAUAUUCCGCUUUAAUGAUAGUGAAUAUUGUCGUGAAGACAGAAAAGAUCAAUUAAAUGUGCUAAAAGGGGUUUACUAUAAGUUUAAUUGGAUCAAAUAUGACAACUUUUUGACAUUUUGAUUGUUUUGACAUUGACAAGUUCAAGCAGUGCAUGAACAUUUUAAAAUGAGAAAGAAAUGUGUGUCAAUUAUCUUUCAAUUGACAAAAUCAUAAAUUAAUUUGAAUUUUAUUUUAGAUUUGAUAUGGCGCUGGUAGAAUGUAUGAAAUUGUAUGGAUUCGGUGAAAUAUAUUUAUUAAUUGCUGUUUUGUGUGGACGGAAUAUAUGUGAAUAUGUGUGAAUGUUUUAAUCUAGUUUAUGUUUUAAGGGACGGGGAUUCAAUACAACAAGAAUACAUAGAAUAAUAAUAUUUUUUAUGAAAUAAGAGAUAUGAUAAUCAAAAUAAUUGCGAUCUCUUAAACUAUUCCUAUUAUGUGGGAAUUCUUUUUAAGGGUUGUGUUGGAUGCAAUGAGUAAAUAUAAAUCGGGGUGACCAACUCAUACUUUGACAAAGAAACAUGAUAGUGAAAUCCCCAUUAUAAUCUUGUUGACAAGAACUAAUUUAUGUAUUAAAAAAACAAAUGACACGUGAUUAUGAAAUAAUUAAGAAUUUGUGAUCUUUACGCAGUGAAUUUGUAAAUAUGUUAUAUCGUAAUAAAGAAAUCGUUUAAACACGAAGUUAAGUGCCAUUAAUUUAUGUAAAGAAUAACUAUUUUAAGAGAAUAUUUUUUUAUUAAAAUUUAGAUUUAUGUAUUUUAAAGUUAAUACGUCAAAGCUACAUGUGCCAUGUGAAUAAAUGAAUUACGUAUUAUUUAAUGUUGUAUAUUAGAUUAAUUUACGAGAAUUCUAUAAUAUGACUUUGUUGAUUUAAAAAACUUUCAUAAUUUAGGACACAUCGUGAGAUGCAAAAGGUCAGAUAUCUCUUUUUGUAUUGACGGCUGAUGAUUUGGGAUCGCCUGGCUAUUUCGUUUGGGGAGUUCCUGAUAAUUUUUUAUUUUGGAUCAAUUAGUCGCUAACGUUACUAUAAUAUAGUAACACCAAAUCCAGUUUUAAAUUCAAAACCUUAUGCAUCUGUUAUCGAUAAUUAUGUUAUGUGUGGUUUGAGAUAUGUUUGUGAUUAAGUGACAUUUAAAAUAGACCUCAUUCUAGUUCGUGAAUGUAAGAAAUUUCUUAAUGACAUAGACAAUGUGACAGCUUUUAAAGCGCUUAAAAUUUCGUUUAUAUUUUAACAUAUAAAUUUAUAGUGUAACUCAAGUGCCUUUUUAUAUGAAAUCAAUAAACAAUCUUUCUCUUAUAAAUAUAUUAUUAUGUUUAUUAUAAUACUAUAUUUUUUCAAAUUUGAAUACGAUUUCAACUUAGAGUUGGCGUAUGUUGACACUUAAGUCAAAUAUGAAAGCUGCGAAAUUUUAUGAAAUAUAUUUCUUAAGAAAUAGGUCGGCCGUAAUGUUAACGUUCAGGGUGUGGAAAUUGUGUUCGUAAAGAAAUGAAUGUUGAAAUAGAUUGUUAAAUUUAAUAACUGUUCUUAGUUCUUGUGACUCUGAUGAAUUUUGUUUGGCACCUGAACAUAAAUGACCAGUGGAAUAAAUUGUGAUCGAAAUGUUUAUGAUGACCUCCUUUCUAUUAAUUGUCGCAAUUAUAAUUGUACUAGCGACCCGCCCUCGCUUCGCUUCGGAAACUGUAAUUUAUUAUUGAUUUCUUCACUAUUUAAUGGAUGUUAUUAUACAUAUAAACUUUCCUCUUCAAUCACUCUAUCUAUUAAAAAACGCAUCAAAAUCCGUUGCGUAGUUUUAAAGAUUUAAGCAUACAUAGGGAUAUAGGGACAGAAAAAGCGACUUUGUUUUAUAUUAAGUAGUGAUGUGAAACGUUAUGGAUCAAAAGUUUAUAAUUAUAGUUAGAUAUAGUUUGUGUAAAACAACGAAUAUGAUCAGUUAAAUUGACCGUAAUUAAAAAUAUAUGGUCAUUGUCAAGUAAUUUCUAAAGCUUUUUUUUAGUAACUUUAAAAAAUUUAACGGUUCAAAUUUUAUUAAAAUAUAUUUUUCAUCUCCCUGUAUAUAAAUUUUAAAACGGUUUUAAUGACGUCAUAAGAUGGCUAUACACUUUUAUUCUUUACAAAGAUUCUUAUUCAAAGUUUCAUAGUGUUUUAAUGGAAUGCUACGUCACUGAAAUGUAUCAAAGGAUACAUUUUGACUGGUUUUUUUUUAACAGGCUCGCUGCCGGUGUGAGCUCAGCUUUCCUUUCUAAAUAUAUAUUCAGCGCUUUGGGCAUCAAAAGCCGCUCUUUGAAUCUUAGUCUUAGGAAAGUAAUCCAGUGUACACUUUGACGAUAACUUUUGAAGGAAUCUCAGGGUCUGCUUUUGAAUUCUGUCAAUUAAAUAAAUAUUUACAAAGAUACCGCGAGCCAUAAAUGAACAGCAGUUAGCACUGAAUUAUUUCAAUACCACAGUUGCACGUUGAAGGCUACUGUUUAAUCUCGAACAUUCUCUCGGAAUGUCUCUGAUUCAAUUGUGUUCGGCCUAACAAAGCUGGUCGGUUCGUAAACUGUUCAGUGUUAGUCGCUGUGUAGUCGGUCCUUUUUGUUUCAAAGUACUCAUGACUGGCUUUCGUGAGGGAUUACAGUUCAGCGAACGCUAACGACUCUGAAAGUAAUUAGAAUUUACUUUUGCUUUACAAAUUGCGUUGUUCAUGGACAACUUCAUAGGAGGACUUGUGAUUCAUUUGUCAAAAAAAAACCAUCUUCAAAUAUUCUAAUUUUAAUGUUGAAUAAUGAAAUAAUGAAACAUAUUAUCGAAAAUGUUUAAAAUAGUUAAACAUAGUGCGUAAAUAAGACAAAUAUAGUAUGAAAUAGAUUAGUUGGAUGCGUUUAUUGAUAAUAAUAGACUACUAUUUUCGAUACGUGCAUUAAGAAAUUGAGACAUGUGAUUUUAAGAAUAAAUUUUGGUUUACAUUAAAUGAAGUUAAAUGCAUUUUAAUAUUGAUCAAUUUAUUCUUGAAUUUUACACAAAAACAAAUAGUUUUUUUUUGUAUAAAUCGUCGAUGGUAGAUCCCACCGAAGUAUGGGUACAACAGGUAUUCGGUAUAUAUAUACGUAUGUAUAGACACUUGAUGCGUCAAUUAUAUGUAAUUUACAUUCUUUCUGUUCUAUAUCUAUGGCAUAUCAUUAGAGCAUUCUCUUAGAGGCUUUUUAAGUAAUACUUCUGUUUAUCUCAGUAACUCACCGGUCCAGUUCAUAGUUUUAAGAUUUUUAUAUGUUUUUUUUUUUACAAAUAGACCUAUUUAAUUGAUAAAAGAUUCUAAUUAUAGUUGUGAACCGAUUAAUGUUAAUCGUUUCUAUUCCUAAAAUAUUUUAUGUUUACAAAUGUUAUUUUUUAGAUGCUGUAUAUUGUUUAUGUGCUACUUAAUAACAAUAAAGACUGUCUUAUAUUA
Bombyx mori (domestic silkworm) is the source of this 7286-nucleotide messenger RNA. RefSeq names its product semaphorin-5A (gene Sema5c). The transcript has 20 exons. The coding region runs from base 447 to 3761 and encodes 1104 amino acids. NCBI's taxonomy places the organism in Eukaryota, Metazoa, Arthropoda, Insecta, Lepidoptera, Bombycidae. Gene Ontology annotation, biological process: negative regulation of axon extension involved in axon guidance; axon guidance; neural crest cell migration. Gene Ontology annotation, molecular function: semaphorin receptor binding; chemorepellent activity. The record is from RefSeq and is a predicted model, not a curated record.